AUGCGCGCCCACAUGUCAUCCUCAAUGCAAGCGCUCUACCGCGUCUUUGUACAGCCAGCGCUAUCAACACGCACACGACCACUCCAGCAAACCCUCCAACCUCUCAGAUCCACCACCCGCGCCUUCCACUCCACACCCCUACAAUCCGCAGCAGGAAAACGGCUUCCAGAAAAGCGCAAACACCUCUGGGACGAAGAAAUCCCCGCCCGCCGCAUCCAACUCGUCGACCCGGAGACAGACGCCCUGCAACCGCCAACCCAUCUCCGCGACGUCCUAGCCAGCAUUGACCGCAAGAGCCACCGCAUCAUCUGCGUCACACAGCCGCCGGCAGGAAACUGGACGGAAGAAUGGAUACCCGUGUGCAAGCUCGAAGACAAAAAAGCCGCCUACGAAGCCGAAAAGGAAAAAAGAGACUCAAGCAGCAAANAGAUGGCUGCCGACACUACCAAAACGCUGGAACUGAAUUGGGCCAUUGAUCAGAAUGAUUUGGGACACAGGAUGAAGAGGAUGCAAGAGUUUUUGGGCCAGGGGAAAAAGGUCGAGAUUGUACUGGCUAGGAAGAAGGGUGGAAGGAGAGCUACUCCUGAAGAGUGUGAGGAGUUGCUGCAGAAGAUCGAUUUGGCUGCAGAGGCUGUCAAGGGCACAAAGGAGAUCAAGAAGUUUGAAGGGAAAUUGGCAGGCAUGGGAAGCCUGACAUAUGAGGGCCCCAAGCCUUAG
Messenger RNA from Aureobasidium musti, 717 nucleotides. The record is from the annotation of a GenBank genome assembly. NCBI's taxonomy places the organism in Eukaryota, Fungi, Ascomycota, Dothideomycetes, Dothideales, Saccotheciaceae.